GCGCCGACAGAUCACGUGGUCCCCGUGGUGGGAGAGGAUGUGUGCCAUCAAGCACGUCAUGGAUCCUGUCAUGGACUUGCUGAGGCGGAUGGACCGUGGCGGGCAGUUCAUGUCCCUCAUUGUAGACUGGACUCCGAAUCAUGCACGCCUUGUGCAGGACGCUUGCAUUCCUCUUGGCCAGUCCUUUUCUGACCGUAUCAUGAGGCGUGUGCAGGCCCGUAUACAGCACAUGUUGGAGCCCGCACACUGCACCGCGUUCUUACUAAACCCCCAUCGCCGGGAUGUUCAGUACUUCUCCGCGCAACUCGGCUGGUACCACACUCGGCUUGUUCGACAAGCCAAGAGGUAUCUGUUGUCUCAGACGGGCCACGACGAGUCGGGUGGUCGUUACCUUGAGGUAUGUUGGCAGUUCGAGGACUUUCACAUGCAGCAGGGUAGGUAUGGGUUUUGGGGCGGGGCAGAGGGCCACGCUCGAGCUCGUAGUUGCAGCCGAGACUGCGAAACGUUGGAGUGCGCGUCGUGGUGGUCUCAGUACGGGGGAGACGUGCCCGAUUUACAACAUUGCGCUCUUCGUUUGAUGCACAUGUGGUCUUGCGCCUCUUCAGCGGAGAGGAACUGGGCGGUCCACGAGGGCAUCCAUACGAAGAAGCGUAAUCAGUUGGCCUUUGAGAAGGUCGUUCAUCUUGUUGAGAUCACCGCAAAUGUGUGGUUGAUGGAGUACAGACGUGCAGGUUGUGGAUACGUCCUCCCUUGGCAGCGAGACGAGGGCAUGCUUGACGCUCAGGCGGGAUUGGACGUGGAGCCUGUGGGCUCGGGGACGAGGAGUGGGAUGCCGAAGGAGGAGAUCGAGGAGCAGGCUGCCCUCAUUGCGCGCGAUCCCAUUGGGUCUUCUGCACCGCCCCCUGUUGAGUCUGUUUUCGGUGCUCGUGCGACUAUCUUCCGCCCAUACCCCAGGGACGAUGACUCUGCGGGCGAGAGGUGGUCGGAAGCAGCGGACGACCUAAUGCUUCCCAUCCCACGUGAGAUUGAUGAGUUGCACGAGGGGGGCGACGUGCGUGACGAUAGGACGCACACCGCGCGGAGGGCGGCAGACCAGCGAGACAUGGAUAUGAUGGGGAGCGAGGAGUUUUGGGGAUCUUUCGGGGGCACGGAGGAGAGAUCACCCAGUGUCGCGCGGGAGGAUACGCGUCCUGGCAUUACCUUGCGGGAAGAGACGCCGGCUCCCAUGACUGCGAGUGAGGAGCCGGGUCCUGCCACGACAGUGCGGGAGCGGACGACUGUUUCGUCGACCGCGCAGGAGCAGACGCCUGCUCCCACGACCACGCGAGAGCAGACGAGUAUUCCCGCUAUGCACUCCGGACCCUCGCCCCGUCGCCCUUUUCGCGUCAUUCUAUCCCAGGAUUCCCAGCAUCAGCUCCGCCCGCUCCCGUUCGGCAUGACGAGCGCUCACCUGCACCGGUUGGGAGGGAGGACUUGGGAUCCUCGUUUUGCAUCCGCGGGCAUGGAUCAUUGUUUAGCGUAGCCCGUCAGCUUGUUUUGGACCCGCGUGCAUCCAGCGA
This is a messenger RNA of Chara braunii, 1559 nucleotides long. The record is from the annotation of a GenBank genome assembly. NCBI's taxonomy places the organism in Eukaryota, Viridiplantae, Streptophyta, Charophyceae, Charales, Characeae.